Molecule: messenger RNA, 8594 nt
Organism: Acinonyx jubatus (cheetah)
Lineage: Eukaryota; Metazoa; Chordata; Mammalia; Carnivora; Felidae
Product: translation machinery-associated protein 7-like
Exons: 1
Coding region: 6660-6902 (80 amino acids)
Source: RefSeq, a predicted model, not a curated record
AAAAAGCUGAACUGAAAAGACCUAUCAAUAACUCUUCACUUUAGAACAAGUGAAGUCACAGGACAAACCACAGACAGAUGAAUACAGAGGAUCAGAACUUAAUGGAGCAGAAGCCUAUGAGCACAAACCUCUAUGAGAACCAGUUAUGGGAUAGGAAAAAUUGAACUGUAAUCGAUAAAUUGCUAGAGGUUCAAUGUGGAUAACUUUGAAUGUUAAAAACUCCAGGAGGACCCAGUUAUCAGAAGUCCUCAUUCACUUUUCAAUUUUGCCUCCAAGAGCUCAACUCUGUUCUCACAGUGAGUGUUGGAGAAAAAUCUCCUCGUGCUUCCACAAAGGAGAAGACAAAAGGAAUGGUUUUGAAAUGUCUCAGAGCAUUCUGUCUUCUUAACAAGGUCUACCCUCAGGAGAAAGUAUGUAACCAGAGCCUAACCUGCUGGGGUUUUAUCAGAGGGUAACUGACCUGAUGAAAAGAGAUACCCAACUCCAGUCCACUCUAGUCAUUCUGUCCCACCAAACAGAAGAAGAAAACCUGAGAGUCACAUAGAAGACUGAGACCAACUCAUGGGAUUAUAGAACAUUUUCCCUUCCCCACACCUUACCACUACAUUACUAAAGGCCUAUUUACAGCAGUUCCUUUUGCCCAGCACAUUAUGUCCAGCUACCAAAAAUAUUGCAAGACAUACUAAAAGGCAAAAAGCACAGUUUGAAGAGGCAGAGUAAGCAUCAGAACCAGACUCAGGUAUGGCAGGGAUGUUGGAAUUGUCAGAAUGGGAAUUUAAAGCUACGAUUAAGGUGCUAAGGGCUUUCAUGGAUAAAGUAGACAGCAUGCAAGUCUAGAUGGGCAAUGUAAGCAGAGUCUAAGAAAGAACCAAGAACAAAUGCUAGAAACCAAAAACAACAGGAAUGGAGAAUAUCUUUGAUAGGUUUAUUAGUAGACUGGACACGGCUGAGCAAAGAAUCUCUGAACUUGAGGAUAUUUCAAUAGGAACUGCCAAAAUGGAAAUGGAAAAGGAGAAAAAAGGCUGAAAGAAAAAAAAAUAUCAGGAAAUAUGGCACAACUACAAAAGAUGUAACAUACAUGUAGUGGAAAUUCAAGAAGCGAAAAAAGGGAGAAAGUAACAAGUAAUAUUUGAAACAAUAAUGACUGAGAAUUUCCCCAAAUUAAUAUCAGGCAUUAAACCACAGAGAACACCAAGUGGAUAAAUGCCAAAAAAAACCCUAAAUCUAGGGAUAUCAUUUUAUUUAUUUAUUUAGAGAGACAGAGAACAUGCAAGUUGGGGAGGGGCACAGGGAGAGAGAGAAUCCCAAGUAGGCUCAGUGCAGAGCCUGACACGGGGCUCAAACUCAAGAACUGUGAGACCAUGACCUGAGCCGAAAUCAAGAAUCCAUUGCUCGAUUAACCAGCUGAGCCACCCUGGCACUCCAGGAUAUCAUUUUCAUACUACAUAAAAUCAACAAUUAAUUUAAAAUUCUGAAAGGAACCAGAGCAGGGAAAAUCACCAUACCUAUAGAGGAGCAAAGAUAAAAAUUACAUCUAAUUUCUCUUCAAUAACUGUGCAGGCAAGAAGACAGAUGGAAUGAAUUAUUAUUAUUUUUAAGUUUAUUUAUUUUGAGGGAGAGAGAGAGAGCAAGUGCAUGAGUGGGGGAGGGGAAGAGAGAGAGAGGGAGAAGAGACAAUCCCAAGCACGCUCCACACUGUCAGCCCAGAGCCCAACGAGGGUCUUGAACUCACAAACUCUGAGAUCAUUACCUGAGCGGAAAUCAAGAGUUGGAUGCUUAACUGACUGAGCCAGCCAGGUGCCCCAGAAUGUAAUAUUUAAAAUGUGGAAAGAAAAAACACACUAAAGUAGAGUUCAGUAUCUUGCAAAAUUAUCCCUUAAAAGUGAGAAAGAAAGACUUUCAAAAAGAUAAAGACAAACACAAAUUGAGGGAAUUUGUUGCCAGUAGACCUGCCUUGCAAGAAAUGUUAGAAGUUCUUUAGAGAGAAGUAAAAUGAUAUGAGUCAGAAACUCAAAUCUGCAUAAAGAGAGGAUGAUCAUCAGAAAAGGAAUACAUGAAGGUAAAAUAAAAACUUCUACUUUUACUUUUUUAACUUUAUUUUGAGAGAGAGAGAGAGAGAGAGUAUAAAGCGGGGGAGUGAGAGAGAGAGAGAGAGAGACAGAGAGAGAAAAUCCCAAGCAGGCUCUGCACUGCAGGCACAGAGCCCAACAUGGGGCUCAAACUCAUGAACUGUUAGAUCAUGACCCGAGCUGAAAUCAAGAGUUGGACACUUAACCAACUGAGCCAUCCAGGCGCCCUAUUUUUAUUUUUAAUUGAUCUACCAGAAAAAUCUGUUCAAAUAAUGACAACAAUAUAUUUGAUUAUGUAUGCCUUUGUAUAUAUGGAUUGCUAUAGACAGAAUGUGUCCUUCCCAAAUUCAUGUGUGGAAAUCCUAACCCCUCAAUGUGAUGGUAUUACAAGGUAGAGCCUUUGGGAGGUGAUUAGGUCAUGAGGGUAGAGGCCUCCUGAAUGGUAUUAGUACCCUUAUAAAAGAGACCCUAGAGUGCUCCUUUGUUCCUUGUUCCACGUGAUGACACAGUGAAAAGAUGCUGUCUACGAAUCAGGAAAUGGGCCUUCAUCAGACAGCAUAUCUGCUGAUGCCUUGAUCUUAGACUUUAAAGCUUCUGGAACUGUGGGAAAUACAUUUCUGUUGUUUAUAAGCCACCCAAUAUAUGGUAUUCUGGUAUAUAGCCCCUUGAAUGGACUAAGACCUAUGUGCUUAUGUAUAAGUGAAAUUAAUGACAGAAAUGAUACAAGGGACUGGCAGGAGAAAUUAGGAGUUUUUUUUGUACAACCCAUGAAGUAGUAUAUUGUUAUUUGAAAAUGGAUGUGGAUUAAUUGUAAAUGUAUAUUGCAAACUCUAGGGAAACCACUAAAAAGUGUUUAUAAAGAAGGGUGCAGGGGUGCCUGAGUGGCUCAGUUGGUUGUUUCUGACUCUUGGUCUUGGCUCAGGUCAUGAUCUCAUGGUUUGUGGGAUCAAGCCCUGCAUUACACUGCACAUUGACAGCAAGGAGCCUGCUUGGGAUUCUCUCUCUCCCUCUCUCUCUCUCAAAAUAAAUAAACUUAAAGGAAAAAAGUGUACGGGCUCCUGGCUGGCUCAGUUGGUAGAGCAUGUGACUCUUAAUCUCAGGGUUGUGAGUUUGAGCAUAGGUUGGGUGCAGAGGUUACUUUAAAAUCUGAAAGAUUUUAACCAACUAAACUAAGAAAAGAGAGAAAAUGGAAUCAUAUAAAAUGGUUAAUUAAAAUCACAAAAUACAGGGGCACCUGGGUGGCUCAGUCAGUAGAGCGUGUGUGGGGAAUAAGGUUAGGAAUUCCCUGAAUUUGCACCGAUGGGUUAACAAGACAUAAAGAAAUAGAAAGCCACGGGAUGAACACAUCCAAGACUAGGCAAACAAGAUUAGGUAAACAGGGCAAAGGCCCCCAGUAUAGGACAAAGGUAUAGGAAUAGGAAAUCUCAGGAUGAAAACAUCCAAGAUUAGUAAACAAGAUUAGGUAUUCAGGGCAGAAACACCCCCCAAUUUAGUACAAUAGCAGAAAGCUUCUUUCACUGGAAGGAAGGACAAAAACAGGUAAACAGGGCUAUAGACUGCAGCAGGAGGAAGUUGCCUGGAGAGGAGCUAAUUAGCAAAAGAAAGGUGUCUUUUUGGCCCUGAGGUAGCAUACGCUGUCUUUCUUGUCCCCUAGACCAGUUUAGGUAAACAGAGGUGGUGCCUCAUGUCUGCUGUAAACAACCUUCUGCCCAGGAUUUAGUUUUGUAUUGACCCAAACCCCUAACACCGCAUAUCUUCAAAACCCCCUUUCCCUCACACCCACAAGUUAAUGUUCAUGGUUUCAUUGUCUCUUUGUGCACGUCCAUCAUGCUUGUAAGCCUUCUGAUCCUAAUAAAAACGGAGCAAGGACACUUACUUGGGACUCUUAUCUCCUCUUGGACAUUAUCGUCUCUUGCAUUUCAAUCCUGCAUCCGCUCCCUUGCUGGACAAGAGAGAACUCCAGACCCAGAGACUACGAGAAGCAUGCAACUCUUGAUCUUGGGAUUGUAAAUUCAAGUCCCACCUUGGGUGUAGAGAUUACUUAGAAAUAAAAUCUUAAGGCGCGCCUGGGUGGCUCAGUUGGUUAAGCAUCCAAUUUCAGCUCAGGUCAUGAUCUCACGUUCAUGAGUUUGAGCCCCGCAUCAGGUCUUGUGCUGACAGCCCAGAGCCUAGAGCCUGCUUCGAAUUCUGUGUCUUCCUCUCUCUCUGCCCCUCCCCUGCUUGUGCUCUGUCUGUCUGUCUCUCAAAAAUAAAUAUUAAAAUAAAAUCUUUAAAAAACAGACCCACAGAAGACAGAAAAAUAAUAGGAGACAAAAAUAGGAACAAAGAACAAGGGCAACAAAUAGAAAACAGUAAUAUAUAUGGUAGAUAUGAAUCCAACUAUAUAAACAAUAAUUUUGAAUGUCAAUGCUCUACAUGCACCAAUUAAAACAGAGAUUGUCAGACUGGAUCAAGAAACAAGACCCAACUAAAUGUUGUCUACCUGGAACCUACUUUAUGUAUAAAGACACAUAAAGAUUAAAAGUAAAUGGAUGGAGAAAUAUAUCAUUCUAACCUUAAUCAAAACAACAUAGGAGUAGCUAUAUUAAUUCAUACAGAGCCAACUUCAGAACAAGGAAAUUUAUCAGGGAUAAAGAGGGGCAUUACAUAUUGAUAAGGUGGUCAAUUCUCCUAGAAGACAUACUAAUCAUUAACAUGUAUGUGUCUAACAACAGAGCACCAAAACACAUGAGGCAAAAACUGAUAGAACCUCAAGGAGAAAUAGAUGAAUCCACUAACAUAGUUGGAGACUUCAACAUCUCUCUAUCAGAAAUGGAGCGAUCAAGCAGGUAGAAAAUCAGUAAGGACAUGGUUGAACUCAACAAUCCCAUCAGUCAACUGGACAUAAGGGACAUCUAUAAACUACUUCAUAUAACAACAGAACAUACAUUCUUCUCAAGCUCACAUGGAACAUUCAUCAAGAGAGACCACAUUUGGGGACAAAAAACACUUUAUCAAAUUUAAAAGAAUAGAAAUCAUACAAUGUCUGCUCUCAGACCACAAUGAAACUAGAAACCAAUAAACAGACAGUUAGAAAAUUCCAAAAUACUCAGAGAUUAAAGAACACCCUUCUUUUUUUUUUUUUAAUUUUUGGUGUUUAUUUCUGAAAGAAAGAGAGAGAGAGUGCACAAGUGGGGGAGAGACAGAGAGAGAGGGAACACAGAAUCCAAAACAGGCUCCAGGCUCUAAGCUGUCAGCACAGAACCCGACACAGGUCUCGAACCCAUGAACCAUGAGAUCAUGACCUGAGCCGAAGUCAGACACUGAGCCAACUGAGCCGCCCAGGUGCCCCUAAAAAACACCCUUCUAAAUAUCACACAGGGCAAGUAAAACUCUCAAAAGAAAUUUAAAAAUAUUUUGAACUAAAUGAAAACACAAUUUGUCAAAAGUUGUGGGAUACAGUGAAAGCAGUGCUUAGACGGAAAUUUAUAGCAUGGAAUGCAUAUGUUAGAAAAUAAGAAAGAUUUAAAAUCAAUCAUCUAAGUUUCCAUGCUAGGAAACUAGAAAAAAAAAGAGCUAAUUAAAUUCAAAGUAGGCAGAAAAAAGAAAUAAUACAAAUUAGAACAAAAAAGCCAAUGAAAUUGAGAAUAGGAAAUCAAUUGAGAAAAUUAAUGAAACCAAAAGCUGGUUCUUUGAAAAGAUCAAUGAAAUUGAUAAGCCUCAAGCCUGGCUAACUAAUUAAAAAGAGAGGAGACAGAUUAUUAAUAUCAGGAAUGAAAGGGGAACUUCCUCAACUUGAUAAAGACUAUCUACAAAAAUUCUACUGUUAACAUCUUGUUUAUGGUGAGAAACUUGAAGCUUUCUCGCUAAGAUCAGAAAUAAGGUAAGAAUGUCCCCCUUCACCACAGCUUUUUAACAUUACACUGGAAGUCCUAGCUAAUGCAAAUAAAGAAGAAAGGGAAAUAAAACUGUUCUCAGAUAAUAUGAUCAUCUAUGUGGAAAAUAGCAUGUACAAACAAACAAACAAAAACUCCUGGAACUAAUUAGCAAUUAUAGCAGGGAUGCAGGGUAAAAGUUAAUGCACAAAAAGCAAUUGCUUUCCUAUAUACCAGCAAUGAACAAAUAGGAUUUGAAAUUUAAAACACAAUACUAUUAAUAUUUUAUUUUUUAUUUGUUUUUUAUACCAUUACUAUUUUAAAUAAUUCAAGCUUUAUUUUUUCUUUUUAAAUUUUUAUUCAAAUUCUAGUUAGUUAACAUACAGUGCAAUAUUGGUUUCAGGAGUAGAAUUCAGUGAUUCGUCACUUAUAUACAACACCCAGUGCUCAUUAUAACAAAGCACAAUACUAUUUAUAUUAGCAUUCCCAAAAUGAAAAGUUUAGGUAUUAAUGUAACAAAACACAUACAAGAUCUAUAUGAGGAAAACUACAAAAACUCUGAUGAAAGAAAUCAAAGAAGAACUAAAUGGAAAGAUGUUCCAUAUUCAUGGAAAGGAAGACUCAACAUUGUCUAGAUAUCAGUUCUUUCCAGCUUGCUCUAUAGAUUCAAUGCAAUAUCAAUCAAAAUCCUACCUAGUUAUUGUGUGGAUAUUGGCAAACUGAUUCUAAAGUUUAUAUGGAGGAGCUUUUGGUGGCAGGGUCUGGGGAAGGGGUGUCAGGUGCCAUGUCUGACCAUGAAGGUGGCAAGAAGGAGCCCCUGAAGCAGCCCAUGAAGCAGGCCAAGGACAUAGAUGAGGAAGAUAAGGCACUCAAGCAGAAACAGAAAGGGGAGCAGAAGAAACUCAAGGAGCUAAAAGCAAAGGCUAUGGGGAUGGGCCUCCUGGCCACAGGUGGAAUUAAGAAAUCUGACAAAAAGUAAGCUGUUUUUUUAUGCCUGAGACAAUGUGAUUCUUUUUUUUUUUUUUUAACGUUUAUUUUUGAGACAGAGAGAGACAGAGCAUGAACGGGGGAGGGUCAGAGAGAGGGAGACACAGAAUCUGAAACAGGGUCCAGGCUCUGAGCUGUCAGCACAGAGCCCGACGCGGGGCUUGAACUCAUGGACCGCGAGAUCAUGAUCUGAGCCAAAGUCGGCUGCUUAACCGACUGAGCCACCCAGGCGCCCCGAGACAAUGUGAUCCUUAAUUCCAUUCCUGUUCAAACAUUUGGAUUCCUUGUCAUAGUAUCUGUUGCCACCUAUAGCUAGAAUCAAGUGUUGUCUUAGAUCCGUUAGUACAUUUAAGAAUAAACUUUUGUAAAAAAGAAUCAUAACAAAAAUAAAGUUUAUAUGGAGUGGCAGAAGGCCUAGAAUGGCUAACACAAUAUUGAAAAACAAAGUAGGAAGACUGACACUACCCAACUUCAAGACUUGUUAUAAAGCUACUAUAAUGGAGAUAGUGAGAAUUGGCAAAAGAAUAGAAAAUACCUAAUAGACAGAAUACAGAGCCCAGAAAUAAAUCCACGUAAAUAUAGUCAACUGAUUUAAGACCAAGGAGCAAAGGCAAUAAAAUGGAGCAAAGAUAAUCUUUAAAAAAAAAAAAUUAAUUAAUUAAUUUUGAGAGAGAGAGAGAGAGAGAGUUUGCGCGUGCACAUGCAGGGAAGGGCAGAGACAGAGGGAGAGAGAAUCCUAAGCAGGAUCCAUGCUGAUGUGGGGCUCCAACCCACAAACCAUGAGACCACCAUCUGAGCUGAAGUUGAGUCCCAUUGCUUAACCCACUGAGCUACCCAGGCACCCCAAAGAUAAUCUAUUCAACAAAUGAUGCUGGGACAACUGGAUAUCCAUAUACAAAAGAAUGAAGUUGGAUCUCCUAUCUUAUACGAUAUACAAAGAUUAAUUCAAAAUGGGCCAAAGGCCUAAAUGUUGGAGCUGAAAUUAUAAAACUCUUUGAAGAAAAGAAGGUGUAGGGUAAUGGUCUGGCUUGGCCAGAGGAAGUCAGCAAAUCAGUGUGAUGGCAGAGGCCAGGCCACAGACGUUGAUGCCCCUAGGCACCCCAAGGCAGCUCUUGAAGAGCUUGGGAUUUCUUACCACCAAGUUUGUGUCAAUUCUGUAGGAGGCAAAAGAGGGCAUGGCAUGCUUGACCUCAAGCUUAGGUAGCUGACAGCCUGUGUGUUACCGCACAGGAAAAUGGGUAGUGACUACUAUUGGGUUGAUAGGGUGGGUGUCUCCUUUUGGGGUGAUAAAGAUGUUCUGAUAUUAGAUGUGGUGAUAGUUGCACCUUUGUGAAUAUACUAAAAACCAGUGAAAUGUACACUUUACAGGGGUAAAAUUUAUGGCAUAUGAAUUAUAUAGCAAUUUAAAAAUUGGGGCUAUAAAUGAAGAUCCAUAGUGUUAACUUUCAAUGCACACCUUCUAUGUGUCGGGCACUGCAGUAUUUAUAAAUUCUGCCUCAUUGAGCUUACAGUUCGGUCAAUAGUGCAUAUUUCACAUUGAUUUCACUCACUGUGUGAGUACCUACCAUGUGAACCUUUCUGACAUUCUGGGAGAUUCCCAGAAAAAUAACAUCUGGUCCCUGAAUACCUUAUUCCAGGUAUACACACAGGCGCGUCCAACAAGCUGCUAUAGACGAUGUUACCU